UUUGAUUAUUAAUGCCUGUUGGUGGAUUUCGCGCGAAAUAAGCGCUGUCCCUCGCGCAUGCGAAUACCAGUGUAUCACUAAACAGAGCAGCCCAUAUUUUCAUUGGUGUUUGGAAGUCCCACAGUUAAUCGCAAUGGGAAUUCACGGGCUUGCGAAGCUGAUUGCAGAUCACGCGCCUUCGGCCAUCAAGGAUCAAGACAUCAAAAACUAUUUUGGGAGGAAAAUCGCCAUUGAUGCAUCCAUGUGCAUCUAUCAGUUUUUGAUUGCGGUCAGACAGGACGGUAAUGUUUUGCAGAAUGAAGAUGGCGAGACCACCAGCCACCUAAUGGGCAUGUUCUACAGGACCAUCCGAAUGCUGGAAAGUGGCAUCAAGCCAGUAUAUGUGUUUGAUGGGAAACCUCCUCAGCUGAAGUCAGGAGAGCUGGAGAAGAGAGGAGAAAGAAGAGUGGAGGCUGAGAAACUUUUAGCUCAGGCUCAAGAAGCAGGUGAACAGGAGAACAUUGAAAAGUUUAGCAAGCGCUUAGUAAAGGUCACCAAACAACACAACGAGGAAUGCAAGCAGCUUCUCACUCUAAUGGGAGUGCCAUACAUUGAGGCUCCAUGUGAGGCUGAGGCUAGCUGUGCUGCUCUGGUAAAAGCAGGCAAGGUGUACGGAACAGCAACAGAAGAUAUGGAUGGUCUGACAUUUGGAACAUCAGUCCUGUUGAGACAUUUAACUGCCAGUGAAGCAAAAAAGCUCCCUAUACAGGAGUUUCAUUUUAGUCGUAUUCUGCAAGAAAUGGGUCUGACACACCAGCAGUUCAUAGACCUAUGUAUCCUGCUGGGAUGUGACUACUGUGGCACUAUAAAAGGAAUUGGACCCAAGAGAGCCAUUGACCUCAUUAAACAGCACGGUUCUAUUGAAGAGAUUCUUGAGAACAUUGACCCCAAUAAACACCCAGCUCCAGAGGAUUGGCUGUAUAAAGAGGCUCGGGGGCUCUUUUUGGAGCCUGAGGUCGUGGACGGCAGCUCUGUUGAGCUCAAGUGGAAUGAACCUGACGAGGAGGGACUGAUUCAGUUCAUGUGUGCUGAUAAACAGUUCAGUGAGGACCGCAUCCGAAAUGGCUGCAAGAAGAUUAUGAAGAGUAGACAAGGAAGCACCCAGGGCAGGCUCGACACAUUCUUUUCUGUUACUGGAUCAAUCUCCUCUAAACGCAAGGAGCCGGAAAUAAAGGGCUCUGCCAAGAAGAAGCAGAAGACAAGUGCAAAACCAGGCAAAUUCAAAAAGGGCAAAUAAAAGAUUUCAUUCAGAUGAGAAGUUCAGAGUCAUACUGAGAAUCAAAACAUAACAUUGCCUUUGAAAAUAUUUAAUAAACUUUUAGGAUUUUUUUUUUAAAAUACCCUGUUUUCUGUUUACAUUAUAUCUUGAAUAAAGAAAACAAAUGAAUGAAAAUGUGUUUUGUUUAUUUGGUUUGUUUGGCAUACAUACUGCCUCGUUUUAGGAGGACACUGUCACAGUUUUAAGAACAAAUAUUUUUUUUUCUUUUGGGGUUUGAACUCCGAUCCAGAAUGUUUGUGCUAUAAUGCCACAUUAUUGUAGUGGUAAUAUUAAUUAACUCUAUGGCAAAGUCACUUUGCUGUUGGGAUGAAAAGCAGCUUUG
Messenger RNA from Xyrauchen texanus (razorback sucker), 1640 nucleotides. Its product is annotated as flap endonuclease 1. The transcript has 12 exons. Gene Ontology annotation, molecular function: 5'-3' exonuclease activity; DNA binding; magnesium ion binding. NCBI's taxonomy places the organism in Eukaryota, Metazoa, Chordata, Actinopteri, Cypriniformes, Catostomidae. The record is from RefSeq and is a predicted model, not a curated record. Gene Ontology annotation, cellular component: nucleus. Bases 134 to 1276 code for a protein of 380 amino acids.